This is a messenger RNA of Capronia epimyces CBS 606.96, 3429 nucleotides long. RefSeq lists its product as uncharacterized. Bases 1 to 3429 code for a protein of 1142 amino acids. Gene Ontology annotation, molecular function: protein binding; guanyl-nucleotide exchange factor activity. Gene Ontology annotation, biological process: positive regulation of GTPase activity; Ras protein signal transduction. Lineage: Eukaryota; Fungi; Ascomycota; Eurotiomycetes; Chaetothyriales; Herpotrichiellaceae. The transcript has a single exon. The record is from RefSeq and is a predicted model, not a curated record. Gene Ontology annotation, cellular component: plasma membrane.
AUGCGCAACUCGCAGUCCUCGAGCAUUCAUGUAGCCCCUCUCCGAAUAUGCAAAGACGGCGACGAGGGCGGCGCAAUGGCCGGCCUUAACGACCCUACUGCUGCGGCAGACAGUUCAAGCCCGACAGCCUUGCUAGAGCCAGACGCGCUCAACGACGCGUCGGGCCCUCCUGCACGAUUCCACAACUACCUGCGGGCACUCUACCCGUUCCAGCCCGCCGCUUCCCACGCGUCGACCACAGUCACCCUGCCUCUCGAUGCCGGCGACAUAAUUCUGGUACACUCUGUUCAUGUCAAUGGCUGGGCCGACGGGACGCUCUUGGAGACUGGCGCCCGCGGCUGGCUGCCUACCAACUAUUGCGAGGCUUAUGACUACACCGCCAUGCGACCGCUUCUCAGGGCAUUGACCGACUUUUGGGACUUGGUCAGGUGUGGCAGCGACUCCAAUCUGAAUCUCUUCCGCAACCAGGACUACAUGAGAGGUCUCGUCGCCGGAGUGCGCGCCUUGCUCGAGAGGUGUGGCUGUCUCACUCGAGACUCCGCCUUGGUCAGGGAACACGACGAUAUUCGGAGGACUCGCAAGAGUCUCUUAUCCGACCUUGCCUUGCUUGUCCGCACUGCCAGGCUACUGCAGCAAAUGGUGAUGGCUCAAUUUGCCUACAAGGAUCUCGACAUCAGACUAGAUGACAUGCUCCUAAAAGCCUUCCGAAUCGUAACCCGGGCGGUCCUUUUCUUUGAUGUUUGGAGCGAGCAGACCGCUGCCCUGUCAUUUGGCCCGGCGAGACAUCAGGAUGCUGAUGGGCCACCCAGACUAGCAACGGCCUCGUCUUCACCGGCGGCUGAUGACACACGCCGGAUGGUCCAACAAAGAGGCUCGAUAUCAGUUGAGGCCAAAGUGGCCGAUACCACGACUUGGUCGAAGCGAAACAGCCGCCACUCAACCGACAAGCCAACUUCGGUGCGCCGGCCCUCUUCGACAACCCAUCGAAUGUCUUAUACUCGUGGGGCAAACGAGAAGAACUCCAAGCUCAUUUCCGAGUUCCUGCACCGGUCUUACGAUGAUUUCUUGACCGUUCUUGCCUCGUUCCUGGGUUCUCACAUGCAGUCUCGGUCAUCCUCCGAGCUGUUGCUGACUACGCAAAAUGCCGUGCGUUCCUGUCGUCAGCUGUUUGCGAUUGUCGAGACCGUAAUUGAGCGAGACUACAGCACCUCGCGCCCCUUGAUCCAGGCGAAAGACGCCAUGUACUACGCAAUCACUGAGCUAGUGCAUGCUGCUCGAGAGGUUUUCAAACCCGUCCAUUCGGUGGAUGGAGAUUUGGUUUACUUACCACAAGAGGCCCACAAUCUUUUGCAGGCGGCCACCGCCUGUGUGAGUGCUGCAGGUCGCUGCGUUGCCAGGACUAAGGCCACGCUUGAGGAAAUUGGCGAUUUCGAAAUCGAGGAUUUGGGGCGACUACUAGGACGGGGUUCGAAUGGGACCAAUACGCCAGAGCCACCUCACCAUGAUAUCGGACCGCUUGUCGGCCCUCGAGCCUCAUUGUCCAAAGCAUCUGUCAAGGAUAUCUCUGAGACGAUCAAGGGACGUCCUAGCAUAUCAAUUUCCCUUGACACUACGGGAUUAUCCUCCACUGGUUACGGCAGCAUCCCACCUACGCCAAAGGACAACACGAUGACCGACAUUAUGCGGUCCCCUCCUUUGCCGUCUCCAUCGUCCUCGAACCAAGAAAAUGCUCCGAUGUCUUCCCGGUUCAGUCGGUCACCGGCUGAUAAGAGAGCAUUUAGGCGGUCCCCGAGAGCACAAGGUGAAAGUACCAGCAGUGACGGCAGCUUUGGUCCACUUCACAGACGAUCAUAUCCGAGCAAUCUAUCCACCUCCUCCACGCGGGUCGCUUCAGUCUACGGAGAGAGAAUUGACUCUCGGACCGACCCAUUCGUGGGAAACUCACCCCUCGACGGGACCCUCGGCAGUGGCGGUUACGACGAAGACGCUGAAGCGGAGAUAUUGGUGAACACUUUCGCCCAGGAGCUUGUUUUCAACCGCGAGGGCUCGGUCGUCGGCGGGACUUUGAAUGCGCUGGUGGAACGGAUGACGACGCAUGAUGCUGCACCCGAUAUGUCUUUCACCAGCACGAUUUAUCUGACAUUCCGCCUGUUUGCAAAGCCAGAAGAGUUCGCUCGGGCAUUGGUGUAUCGAUUCGAAUAUGUCGGAGCAUACCCACAGAUAACCCAGCCCGUCCGGCUACGUGUGUACAAUGUGCUCAAAGGCUGGAUGGAAUCUCAUUGGAGGCACGACUGUGACGACACAGCCUUGCCUGUCAUUGUUGGUUUUGCACGAGAGCAGCUGACGCCAGUGCUUCCAAUGGCAGGGAGCAGGAUCCUCGAACUGGCUGACAAGGUGUCUUCUGCCCACGGCCCUAUAGUGCCCAGAGUCGUGUCGGUCAUUGGCAAGACAAAUACGUCGUCGGCUGCGUAUUUCGACCCAAAUGCGCCCCUGCCAGCUCCAGUCAUAUCAAAAAGUCAGCUCACCGGGUUGAGGGCUUGGAAAAUGGGCGGGGGAACCAUCAGCAUCCUCGAUUUUGACCCCCUGGAGCUUGCUCGUCAGAUUACACUCAAGACCUCCAAGAUCUUCUGCUCGAUCUUGCCAGAGGAGCUCCUGGCUACAGAGUGGACGAAACGGACGAGCUCGCUGGCCGUCAACGUACGGGCCAUGUCGACACUUUCAACCGACGUCUCCAACCUGGUCUCGGAUUCCGUGCUCCAACUGGAAGAGCCCAAAAAGCGGGCUGCGAUCAUCAAGCACUGGGUCAAGAUUGCGAAUAAGUGCUUGGAGUUGCACAACUACGACACGGUCAUGGCAAUUGUGUGCGCCCUGAAUUCGACCAACCUCAAACGCAUGAAAAGGACAUGGGAACUUGUUCCGCACAAAACGACCCAGGUGUUCGACGAGCUCUGCAAAGUGGUGGACGUUUCCCAUAACUAUACGGUGCUUCGACAGCGUGUUUCAUCGCACCUGCCCCCUUGCCUUCCGUUCAUUGGGGUCUACUUGACCGACCUCACCAUGAUUGAUUCCGCCAAUCCAGCCACACGGCCUCUCGUCAUCGAUGCUGGCGAGAUACCGGUGAUCAACCUCGACAAACACAUCAAGACGGCCAAGAUCAUCUCGGAGCUCCAAAGGUUCCAGAUUCCAUACCGUCUCUCCGAGAUCUCGGAGCUUCAGACCUGGAUGCAAGACCAAUUGAUCCGAGUGCGAUCCGCCGGCGAAAAGAAUUUCCAAAUGCAGUAUCGGCGUUCCCUGGUUCUGGAACCAAGGGAACCAAACAAGAGUCCGAAUCCAGACGCAUCGCAUACCGGCAAGGAUCGGGAAAGAUUUGACUUCUUGCACUGGACGCAUCUCCUCCAAAAAGAGAAGUCCGUGCCGGUCUCCAGCUGA